Macaca mulatta (Rhesus monkey) is the source of this 903-nucleotide messenger RNA. It is a transcript of the gene BACC1, whose product is annotated as chromosome 16 C17orf49 homolog. The record is from RefSeq and is marked provisional. Lineage: Eukaryota; Metazoa; Chordata; Mammalia; Primates; Cercopithecidae. Gene Ontology annotation, cellular component: NURF complex; MLL1 complex.
GCUGCGGGAAGGGCGGGACUUCCUGCGCGGGGGCCUGAGCCGCUCCGUCUCCCUGCUCUCCGUGGUCCCGGCUCGCGUGUAGCGGCGGCGGCGGCGUCUCCGUGAGGAGGCGCGCGGGGCCAUGACGUCAGCGUCCACAAAGGUCGGAGAGAUCUUCUCGGCGGCCGGCGCCGCCUUCACGAAGCUCGGGGAGCUGACGAUGCAGCUGCAUCCUGUGGCCGACUCUUCCCCUGCGGGUGCGAAGUGGACGGAGACGGAAAUAGAGAUGCUGAGGGCUGCUGUGAAGCGAUUUGGGGACGAUCUUAAUCACAUCAGCUGUGUCAUCAAGGAACGGACAGUGGCUCAGAUAAAGGCCACUGUGAAACGCAAGGUAUAUGAAGAUUCUGGCAUCCCCCUUCCAGCUGAGUCACCCAAGAAAGGGCCCAAGAAGGUGGCAUCUGGUGUCUUAUCACCUCCUCCAGCUGCCCCUCCUCCCAGCAGCUCCAGUGUCCCCGAGGCCGGGGGUCCCCCCAUAAAGAAACAGAAGGCCGAUGUGACACUCAGUGCUCUGAACGACUCCGACGCCAACAGUGACCUGGUGGAUAUUGAAGGGCUAGGAGAAACUCCUCCAGCUAAGAAACUCAACUUCGACCAGGACAGCCUGACCCUGGAUUCUGGCCUUCUCAUGACCUCUGCUGAUCCUCCUCUCCUCUCCUGCUGAGCCUUCCACCUCUGACCUCUCACUGUUCACGCUGGACCUGUGGAUCUCCUGGGACUCCGAGCAAGGCCUGCACGAGAGAGGGCUGAAAGGCUGCUGGGGCUGCCACCUCGCUGUGCCCGCAUAAGCAUCUGCCCCCGACCCCCUUGACCUUCAUCUGAUGGACAUUUUUAUACAGAAAACAAUAAAGAUUUCCCUCUCAGCUU